AUGGCAUCCAUCACCAUGGCAGCAUCACUCAUUGGAAGCUCAGCCAUCAGCAACCGGUCUCCGGUGGCAUCCCAGAGGAGGCUGGUGGUGGCAAAUGCUUCCAAAACAGUUGAAGGAGAAAAGAUAAGGGUCAGUUAUGAGUCUGACAAGGAAGGCAACAAUGGAAGGAGGAACAUGAUGUUUGCUGCUGCUGCGGCGGCUGUUUGCUCUGUUGCUGGGAUGGCCAUGGCUGAUGAGCCCAAACGUGGCACUCCUGAAGCUAAGAAAAUCUAUUCCCCUGUUUGUGUCACCAUGCCAACAGCCAGGAUUUGUCACAAAUGA
Sphenostylis stenocarpa is the source of this 321-nucleotide messenger RNA. Lineage: Eukaryota; Viridiplantae; Streptophyta; Magnoliopsida; Fabales; Fabaceae. The record is from the annotation of a GenBank genome assembly.